UCGGAGAAGGAAGUGAAGAGAAAAAACAGAAAGGCAGGAAGAGAAAGAGAGUGAUAGAAUUAGGGUGUUAGUAGAAGGAUUAAGAGAAACUUUGUCACCAAAAAGAGACAGUUUCUCAUAGCCGGGAGUCCAAGCGACAUGACAGAUUGAAGAGAGGGACAAAAUGGCUAAUGUGUGUCUAUUCCUGAUAAUGUUCCUGUGCGGGUUGCUGAUGCUGACAGAAGGAGAUAGCCUUUAUGACCCCUCUCCCUGCCCACCAGGUUAUUUUUACUGUAGCUCAGCUUGCUUGCCUCUGUCUGCUCGCUGUGAUGGAUUGUAUGAUUGUGACGAUCAGUCUGAUGAGCAUGGCUGCUCUUCCCAGUGCAGUUUCACCCUACAAAACUUCUAUGGAGUGUUUUCAACUCCUGGCUAUCCAGGACCUGUACCUUACCCUGUUCCCAGCUCCUGUCGGUGGAUCAUUGACUCUGGAGAUGGCCGUGGUCUUUACCUCAAAUUCUCAGCCUUGCAACUCUUGAAUUCUGAUGCCCUUGUCGUGUAUGAGGGAGGCCCUGGAGUUUCCCUACACAUCCUCCGUGCCUUGGAUCACCAGAGCAAUGGAAAGGCAGUCACAGUAGAGUCUGUAGGAGGGAGGGUCAUGGUUGUUUAUCACUACAGUUCCGAUGCACUCAGAUUCCCUGGCUUGGACUCUUCUGUUACUCAUAGUUCCAGCUCCAAAUUUCCUAGAUCAGACUUUCCUGUCUCUGCUAGAAAAGUCGACCAUGGACAUGGCCCUCAAACCCCAGACCUUUUUGACUCCUUUUUAUCUCGUUCUCGCUUUUCUCCAUCUAAUAACCCUAGCUUAUGGGAUUCAGGCUUAUCAUUUCGGACCAGGGGUUUCAAUGCCACUUACCGUGUACGUGGUUACUGUUUGCCAUGGGACCAUCCAUGUGGCUCCAGCCCAGGACUUUUGUGGGAUGCUGGAACUGAGGAGGGUGGUGGCUGCUUCACUGAUGCUCAGCAGUGCGAUGGAUCAUGGGACUGUGCCAAUGGAAGAGAUGAAAUAAACUGUACAAUCUGCCCAGAAGGACACUUUCCUUGUGCCUCUGGUCGAGCAUGUUACCCUAUUGGAGAACGAUGCAAUUACCAAACCUCCUGCCAGGAUGGUACAGAUGAGAAGGGCUGCCUAGGCUGUCAACCUGGAGGCUUCCACUGUGACCUGGAGCGGUGUGUGUACGAAGCAUGGGUUUGUGAUGGACAAGCAGACUGUAGAGAUGGAAGUGAUGAGAGGGACUGUGGAUACAUACUACCCCGAAAGGUCAUAGCUGCCGCAAUUAUUGGGAGCCUUAUAUGCGCUACUCUUCUGGUGGUGGCUCUAGGUUGUACAUGCAGGCUGUAUACCACAAGAGCACGGGAGUACAGCGUAUUUGCUCCGCUCUCACGGGUAGAUGCAGAGCUGAUCCAGCAGCAGGCUCCACCAUCCUAUGGCCAACUGAUUGCACAGGGAGCUAUCCCUCCUGUGGAAAACUUCCCCACUGAAAGCCCAAGUGACGGUUCCUUCAUUGGGAAUAUCAGAAGCCUCUUACAGCUCCUUAAUCAGACACCAACUCCGCCUACAGGUGGGAUAAAUGAUAUACCUACCAGACGACGCCACCCUCGUCCAGUAAGAAGACUUCUUCGACGUCUACGGCGUUGGGGCCUCAUCCCCCCUCGUACACAGGGGUCCCAGACUGAACCCACUUUGAACCAGACAUCAUCUUCAACUGAAGGUGCAUCUGAUGGAAGUGACCCACAUUCUGCUCCUCUACUCCCUGUCAAAUCCUCUAUGAGUUUGCAAGAUCCACUCACUAGCCAAACAACUCAAACAGAGGCUACCUGGCAGCACACAGCCUCAUCAGACGUCGGAAGAGGGCUGAUGGGAAUGAUGCAGGCAGUCAGAGGAAGAAUCUUAUACCCUCUAGGAGGAGAGGACACAAUGGGUAGAGAUGAAGAAUCUGGAAAUGUAUUGGAUCGACAAGAGGAUGAAGAUGACUUGUUGCUUUUGCCUCUUGCAGAGGGAUUUGAUGGGGCAGCUGGAGAUGUGGGGCUUAUUGCAUGCUAAUAGGGCAAAUCUCAAGACUUUUUUUAUAAAUUUGCACAAAGACUACACCACUCUUCCCUCUUUUGUUCUUCCAACUAACACUGAAAACCUGAUGGAGCCAGGGGAGCAUGGAGGGAAGGACAGUCCCAGCAAUGCACAGAUUCACAUUAGAAAGGAAACAUUGUUCAAACGGAGGUUAUGGAUUAGUGUUAAUUUCUCUUUAGCUGUUCUUUACAGAAAGUGUUUACACACUUUAAAUACUGAAGGUGAUUUUCCCAGCUAAUCUUGCAUCUUUUGAAUUAUAUAAACAGCUACUGCCCAAAUGGGUGUUUUCAUAUAUGUUGUUGCAGGGAUAUUGUAGAGCAAAAACUGUAUGUUAUAAAUCAUUAGAACAUGCCAUUUUUGCACUAAAAUGCCCCUUUUUAAUGUUUUUUUAUGCAAUUUGAAUGGAUUGCAAUUCUGUAUCAGCUGUAGUUUGACACAUUAUUCUGUUGACUGCACAGUGAAAAUGAAGGAUAUCAGAUGUACUGUUUCACAAGCAGACUGGUGCAUGAAAAAUGUAAUUUUUAUUAUUCAGAAUGUUCCAGUUUAUCAAACUUCUUUCUCUUAGUAUCCUUUGUUAAAACAUAUCUUCUUUUCAUGACACCAUACCUAAGUAGGCUUAGGCAUGUGCACAUGUUUUAAAGGGCCGUGAUACCCAAAUGUUGAAACACUUGAAAGUGAUGCAUCAUAGCUGUAAAAAGCUGACUAGAAAAUAUCACCUGAACAUCUCUAUGUAAAAAAGAAAGAUAUUUUACCUCAAAAGUUCCUCAGUAGCCACCUCCCAUUGUAAAGGAUUUCUAAGCAGUAUGUCUGUCCCGGGACAGCUAAGAGAUUGAGCCUUGUGCGCUCUCAUGUUAUUUCCCUAUUCAGUUUACUAUGAAAUCUCAUGAGAGUUAAGUGAAAUCUCAUGAGAUCACAGUAAAAGAGUUCAUGACCUCAGCACUGCUGAUGCUGAUUGGCUGCUGUUCAUUUCUUCAUUUUUUUAAAAAAAAAUUUUUUACCUGCAGCUGGGAGCAGCGGAGUAUAACUUUUUUACACAGAACUUACUCUGCUGAGCUGAGGAAAUUGUAAGGUAAAAUAUCUUCCUUUUUUACAUAGAGAUGCUCGGGUGAUAUUUUCCUGUCAGCUUUUUACAGUUAUACUGCAUCAUUUUCAAGUGAUUUAGCAUAUGAGUAUUAUGUCCCUUUAAGGAUAGCAAGAGACAAACGUAAUUUUGAUAACAAAAGUAAAGUAAAUCUUAAGCAUAUUUUUUUUUGGGUGUUGGAAUAUUCUCUUUAAGGGUGGCUUGUCCUUUGUUGAAUGAUCAUAUUUAGACAAUCCUUCUGUUGAUUUUAAUAAAUCUUAGAGUGGGCUCACCUUCAUUUUCCCUCUACACCACCCAAGUAAGGUGUUAAAUUGCACAGUAAAACUAGGUAUUUCCUAUCCUUGGUUACAGGGAUUUCGGAGAUAAAAAAUAAAAUAUAUAUGUAUCUAUUUUUCUAUGAAAAAAGAAUCCCUAUUAGAUAACUUUCCUCACUGCACUAGAGGGGCUGUUGCCAGAUGAAUGACGUUUUUAUUGUGAUGAAUGUAAAUGCAAUAAAAGCCCUUCUCUGCUAUGGGACUCAAGGUGCACUGCUUUUGAUAUGUUGCCUUUGGUGUAUCCUAUGUACUUCUUGUAGUGGAAGGGUUAAUGGUGGGCACAGAUUUUAUUGCGAGAUCUCAUUGUAAAUGUAUUUAUUUUCUGUGAUCAUGUACAAAAAAAUAAAUUUAUAAUGUGAUAAAAAUGUAA
Messenger RNA from Bombina bombina (fire-bellied toad), 3866 nucleotides. It is a transcript of the gene LRP10, whose product is annotated as LDL receptor related protein 10. The record is from RefSeq and is a predicted model, not a curated record. The transcript has 5 exons. Gene Ontology annotation, molecular function: protein binding. The coding region runs from base 164 to 2077 and encodes 637 amino acids. Lineage: Eukaryota; Metazoa; Chordata; Amphibia; Anura; Bombinatoridae. Gene Ontology annotation, cellular component: plasma membrane.